AUGAGAUCCAAUAAUGUAAACAGAGGUCAACAUGUUAGUGUUUUGAAACGUUUAAGUGGUGAUACAACUCGUCAACAACAGCAGCGUCAAACGCCACGAGUUAACGAUGCACGGGAAUUAUUAACAAAGAAAAAUAUUUUGAAAAAAUCCCCUGCUUCAUCAUUUGAUGCUAGACAAUUAAUUCAAGAACGAAACAAAUCGGCGUCUUCUUCUUCGACAAUAACAACACCGUUUCGUAGUGAACAAAUGUUGUUAGAAGAAAAUCCAAUGGUCGUCGUUACAGGAUUGAAAGAUAUAAGAAUGAGAGAUGGAAGAAUGGUCACUGGUUUAGGUCCUCCAAAACCGAAGAAAAUAUUCAAUGUUGGCCCGUCAACGUUUGUGACCAUACGCAAUAAUCCGGCGAAUCCUCAGUCGCUGUUUACAAAAACAUUUACUAACAAUUUGGCUCGAAUGGACAUGGAGGAUAAUGAUGAUGACGAAAUGACAAAGCGACAAGAAAGUGAUGAUUUAUCAUCAUUAUCUGAUCAAAAAGUUGUUGUUAGUGUUGUGAAUGAUUUGUAUAAAAAAGUGAAUAAGCCAGCAACAAUGAGUUCUUCAACUACGGCAACAAUCACCUCUUCAUCUUCGGUCCAUUCAAUUACAAAUGAUCGUGCUCGUUUACCUAUUCAGCGUAAAUUACCUGUUAAACGCCAACAUAACGAUGCAUCAAUUCAAACAGUAACUAGAACAACAAGUCCACCACUGCAACAGGAAAGAAUUCGUGGCAUACGUUCACCUAUACGUCGAACAAAAAUUAGUACAAGUACAACAACGCACGAUAUAAAUGAAGAUCUCGAUAUUGAUGAACCUAUUGAGCCGCCACCAAAACGAGCUCAGUUACAUUCAACUCAACAACAUGAACAUCAACAAUCAUCUUAUUUGGUACGAAAAACGAUUCAACAAACAUCGAAUAACUUAACAACAACGAAACGAACAUCAACUACGGCUGUUUCAACAACUACUGCACCAAUAGGUAGAUUAUCAACAACCAUGGAAAAACAAAAUUUGUUAAAGAAUUUGAAUGAUGAAACAACUGUUCUUGUCACUAAUUUACAUUCAACAGUGACGGAAGACGAUGUUAUGGAAUUAUUUGGUCAAGCCGGUCAAAUAAAUCACAUAAGCGUUUUAAGUCGUGGAUGUAUUCAAAUUGUCUAUAAACAUCGUGAGCAUGCCGAGCAAGCAUGUUCCAAGUAUCAUAAUCGUUUAUUAGACGGUCAAUUGAUGUAUGUUAGUUUACAGCAACCUGACACCUCUUUAACCCCAUUAUCAUCAACAAAGACGACGUCGACAAAUAUUGGAUCACCUUUAACGACGACAAUGGUUCCCCAAGUAACAACAACGGUCAAUAAACCUAUUUUAGCACAAUCACAGCAAAAAGAUAAUGGAAGGUUGAAUCAACCGCUAAAAUUAAAUACGCCCCCGACAACUACGAAUGGGACUAAUAAUCCAAUGUCAACAACAACAAAUAACAAAAUUAUAAUUGAUCCGACAUUAAUACGUCAAGCAUUAUUUCAACCAUCAACAAAUAAUACAAAUCCUGUUCAAUUUCAAGGCGAUACAAAUUUAGUUGAACUUGAUGAAACAGCACUGAUAAUUGUAGCCAUGUAUAACAGAAUAAAUGUUGUUGAAAAAUUAUUAUUAAAUUGUGCAAGAACUGAUUUAUGCAAGAAUUCAGAUGUUACUGUAUUAGUUCGAGCAAAAGAAUCAAGAAAUGGUCCAGAUAAAGAAAAUUUGAAUUAA
Didymodactylos carnosus is the source of this 1779-nucleotide messenger RNA. The record is from the annotation of a GenBank genome assembly. Lineage: Eukaryota; Metazoa; Rotifera; Eurotatoria; Philodinida; Philodinidae.